Molecule: messenger RNA, 1548 nt
Organism: Striga hermonthica
Lineage: Eukaryota; Viridiplantae; Streptophyta; Magnoliopsida; Lamiales; Orobanchaceae
Source: the annotation of a GenBank genome assembly
AUGGACAGUGGUGAUGGUGGAGAGGUGGCAUCAGCUGCGGCAGGGCCGCCCAGCCCGCUGGAAUGGAAAUUCUCUCAGGUGUUCGGAGAGCGUGCGGCCGGCGAGGAAGUGCAGGAAGUGGAUAUCAUCUCUGCCAUUGAGUUUGAUAAAACCGGCGACCAUCUUGCUACUGGUGAUCGUGGUGGGAGGGUGGUAUUAUUUGAAAGGACAGAUACAAAAGAGCAUGGUGGUAAUAGAAGAGAUUUAGAAAGAAUGGACUACCCCGUUACUAGACACCCAGAGUUCCGUUACAAAACUGAAUUUCAGAGCCAUGAACCCGAGUUUGAUUAUCUCAAGAGUUUGGAGAUUGAGGAGAAGAUAAACAAGAUUAGGUGGUGUCAGACGGCUAAUGGGGCCCUCUUUCUUCUUUCGACUAACGACAAGACCAUUAAGUUUUGGAAGGUCCAAGAGAAGAAAGUUAAAAAAAUUUCUGAUAUUAAUGUAGACCCAUCAAAAGCUGGUGGAAGUGCUGGUAUUGCAAGUUCCAGCAUUUCUUCUACUUCAAAGCCGCUGCUUACUAAUGGUGACUGUUCUGUUCAAUCUUACGAUUCUUUGAGCAAUGACUUGUCAUUUCCACCUGGCGGGAUCCCCUCUCUGCGAUUACCAGUGGUCACAAGCAGUGAGACCAACCUUGUUGCAAGAUGUAGGAGAGUGUAUGCUCAUGCGCAUGACUAUCAUAUCAAUUCUAUUUCAAAUAACAGUGAUGGCGAAACAUUUAUAUCGGCUGAUGACCUCCGAAUAAACCUCUGGAACCUGGAAAUAAGCAAUCAAAGUUUCAAUAUCGUUGAUGUGAAGCCAGCAAAUAUGGAGGAUCUGACUGAGGUGAUAACAUCAGCUGAGUUCCAUCCUACUCAUUGCAACAUGUUAGCAUAUAGUAGUUCAAAAGGAUCAAUCCGUCUCAUUGAUUUACGACAAUCUGCAUUGUGCGAUUCACAUUCUAAACUAUUUGAGGAGCAGGAGGCGCCUGGCUCGAGAUCAUUUUUCACUGAGAUAAUUGCUUCGAUUUCAGAUGUUAAGUUCGCUAGGGAUGGAAGAUUUAUAUUGAGCCGUGAUUACAUGACCCUUAAGUUAUGGGAUAUUAAUAUGGACUCUGGUCCAGUGUCAACCUUCCAGGUUCAUGAGUAUCUGAGACCUAAGCUGUGUGAUUUGUAUGAAAAUGAUUCCAUUUUUGACAAAUUCGAAUGUUGCCUGAGUGGUGAUGGUCGUCGAGUGGCUACUGGUUCUUACAGCAAUCUAUUUCGUAUAUUUGGAUCGGGUAGUACUGAAGCAACUACUCUUGAAGCUAGCAAAAAUCCAAUGAGAAGGCAAGUUCAGACACCCUCUAGGCCUUCCAGAUCCCUGACAAGUAGCAUUUCUCGUGUUGUAAGGCGAGGUGCAGAAAAUCCGGCAGUCGAAACUAAUGGAAAUUCCUUAGAUUUCACAACAAAGCUGCUCCACUUGGCAUGGCACCCGUCAGAAAACUCGGUUGCCUGUGCUGCAGCAAACAGUUUGUACAUGUACUAUGCAUGA